Messenger RNA from Bactrocera neohumeralis, 12973 nucleotides. It is a transcript of the gene Syp, whose product is annotated as heterogeneous nuclear ribonucleoprotein R. Gene Ontology annotation, molecular function: mRNA binding. The transcript has 13 exons. Gene Ontology annotation, cellular component: ribonucleoprotein complex; nucleus. The record is from RefSeq and is a predicted model, not a curated record. Lineage: Eukaryota; Metazoa; Arthropoda; Insecta; Diptera; Tephritidae. Bases 3037 to 5151 code for a protein of 704 amino acids.
UAAAAAUAAUUUAAAAAACAGAAAGAGUGACAUAAAUUACCGAUAUACAAAUAUUUUAUAAAGCAAAAACACAAAUCUACAACAAAAAAGCAAUAAACUUGGCAAUUCACAACCCAUUUACUUAACAUAGACAUAUAAACGCCGGAUUAGCUAUACAUUUGUGGAGAAACGCUUGCAACGGCAACGCAAAGGUUGUGACAACUUGGAACAAAGAAAUCUGAUUGUUUUACUACAUAUGAUAACACAGCGAAUAUAAAUCUAUAGAAGCGAUACAAAGCGCAUGCAAAUUUGCUAUAAAAACAGCAAAUACUACAAAAACAAAAAUUUUUAAAAAAAAAAAACAUAAAAAUUAUUGAGUAAAAUUUUAUUUAAAAAAUAGAACAAAACACUAAUUUAAACUGCGAGAAUAGUGAGUGAAAUAUAAAAAGUUCAGAGUGAUGCUAUAAAAAACAGCUGAUUUUUGCUAUAAAAAUUCAUUAUUGUGUGCCUAAAGUUAGAAAAAAACGAAAAAGAUAACGCUCACCUCACUGUGAACCUCGAACUGACUGCUACAACAACUCAAUACGCUUAAGACGCAUUUGGAAUUUCUGCUAUAAAUUUCAAAAAUUAAUAACGGCAAUUAACUUGCACCAAAAACGAAGUUAUAGCAGGAAGAGCCCCACUUGGAGAGAGCAGCCAUUGUCAAGUUGCUUAGUGCUGCCUUCACACGUGGCUAAUACAACAACUUUCUAAGCUACUAAGCGAAGCAGAAAAGGCGGUAAAAAGUACAAAAGUGCAAAAAAGUAAAAGAGAGUACAACGUACUUAGAACUCGCGGAGCAAGUAUUGGGAUCACCAUAACACCAACAAUUUUAAUUACUUAGCAACAGUCGCUCGAGAUAGUUUGAAGACAGCUUUUGCAAAACGCAAAGCUCCCCAAGCUCACUGACUAUACACGCCCACUCUGGCGUGCGCGCGCGCUCUCUCGCCAAUAUUUUAAGCGCUUACUGCAAUUUUGCAACAACAAAGAGCUUAAUAUAAUGAAAUAAAACUGCAUUGAGACUAGAUACAACGAGCGGUUUAGAAUCAUUCGGUCGUUGCAAGUUCGUGACUUAGCUGCAUUGGAAUUGUCCCUGCAUUAGUGUUGGUGCAAAGCGUACACGAGCGCUAAACAUACGCCUUAGCGAAUACAUAUACGAGGAGAACACAUUGUAGCCGGACGUCAGUGUUUGAAGAACAAAAAGAACGACGACAACAACACCAACAGCAUAAUCGUAUUAAUCACAGCAGCGAUCGUAAGUGCAGGCUUUUUUGCUUUCACCAACAACAACAACACUUGCGUGUAUCGGCGACAGCUUUGCCGACGGUUAAGCGCAUUCGUUGAUGUUCGUCGGUCUAAGAUCGGCGCUGCUGCAGUAAUUACAUCGUUGCAUUCGAUUGCAUUUCGUGCAUUUCGCAAUCGUGUUGAGCGCACAGAUACGCUCUCACCACCACCACCACCAUUACCACUACUAGUGCAGCCAUCGCGCCGAGCUACGACGCUUUACAACGGAAACCGGCCCCAACGAGCCGGCGGCACAGCACUACAUAUUGAAUUUUGAUCAGUUCAUUGUUGAAACGCAUCAUACUUUGGCGCGCACGUUCUCUGACGCUACGAAACGAAGCAAUUUUUUUGUUUUUGUUUACACUGCACCCGAUUGCAACGAGCCGAGAAAGUGCAUCCGAUUCAUUGCUGUUGCUGUUGUUGCUCUCGCAUAGAGAUUUGAAUUCGACAACCGGUGUUGGUGCGGCGACGAGCGACUCAGUCGGUUAGUGUGCAAAUAAGUAGUAUCCGGAGCAGGAAGGCAGCAAACUGACGACGGUCAGCGCAAACGAAUUGCAGUGAAUCAAAAUUUUAUUAGAAAAAUUUAAUUAGAGAAAAGCAAAUUGGCUAAAACACAACACAAAAAUAAACGACGUGAAUGUGGUGAAUGCAAAAAAAAGUCGUAUAAUCAAAAAACAAAAGAGAGCUUUAAGUGCAGCAGUAAAAUCAAAGUGGAAAAUCGGCAACUGAAACGACAAAAAAAAUUUGCAACGACGGCCAAGUGCAACGAGGUCCAUUCACUGCACACAGCAAAGUUCAGCGCUGGCAACAGCCAUAACCGCCAUACGAGCACGAGCAACUCGAGGAGAAGCAGCAGCAGGAGCGCGGCAGUAGCUAAAGAGCACACUCACUGCAUUGGCAUUACUUGGCGAUCCGUGACGUGUACGUGUACCACCUCGUACAAGUUUAAUAGGUACGACUCGUCGUUCCAGAUUCGCGUUUCGUUUCGUGUGAUCGCCGCGUGGCAACGUGCAGUUCGCGUCUGCAACCAACACGAUUAAGAGUCAAUGAAAUUGGCAAAUCGGCAAACUGUUCAGGAAAUCUGCAAGUGAACGGCAUAUGUGAAAAACGUGUUCAAAGUGCUACGAAAAAGUAUUGAACAUCCAUCAAAAAGCAAAUCAAAUAAAUACGGUAUAUGAAAUAAAGAAAAAUUACAUUAAAGCAUAGAACAAAUUGUUAAAGCUAAAAAGUAAAUUUUAAACAAUUUUGUGCUGCUUGAAAUUUAGCUGUGAAUUAAACGAGCAAAGCAAACGCUACAGCGCAGCAAGCAAGGCGUAUUGGUAGAUGAAGUAGAAGCUGAAAAAGCAGAAAAGCCCCAUCAACGUGUUCUCUUAGUGAAAUUUUAUACAUUUGUUUGAAUAUUUUUGUGUGCAUUGACCGUUUUGUUUUAGUUUUAUACUAUUUGUUGUUAAAUACUACCAAUACAUCACAUAAAUAUAUACUUAACUCUAAGCGCAAGCGACUACAUUACAUAUUUGCAUUGAUAUUAUAAGAAAAAGAACAAAAUAACAACAACAAACAAAACAUAAAAGAAAAACAUAAAAACAACGCAGUCCAAACUUCUUUUGGUGGUGUUUCUACGUGCCUCUACAUUACAUUAGCUUACUAGGAUCAGCAGUACAUAAGGAAUACAACAACAAGUCUGUCUACAUUUUCAAACGUGCAUUAAGGAUAAAACAACACUAAACAAUUAAAAUGGCGGAAGGCAAUGGCGAACUGGUAGAUGACAUCAACCAAAAAUCAGAAGAUCGCGGCGAUGGUGAAAGAACAGAAGAUUAUCCAAAACUCUUGGAAUAUGGCUUAGAUAAAAAAGUUGCCGGCAAACUAGAUGAUAUUUACAAAACAGGUAAAUUAGCGCAUGUGGAAUUGGACGAACGCGCGCUAGAUGCGCUUAAAGAGUUUCCGGUUGAUGGUGCCUUGAAUGUAUUGAGUCAGUUCCUCGAAUCAAAUUUGGAACAUGUAUCGAAUAAGUCUGCGUAUUUAUGUGGUGUUAUGAAAACCUAUAGACAAAAAAGCCGCGCCAGCCAACAGGGAGUGCCAACGCCAGCGACCACAGUUCAAGUGAAGGGACCGGAUGAGGAGAAAAUCAAGAAAAUACUCGAAAGAACUGGCUACUCCUUAGAUGUGACCACUGGUCAACGCAAAUAUGGCGGCCCACCACCCAAUUGGGAUGGUCCGACACCCGGCAAUGGCUGCGAAGUUUUCUGUGGGAAAAUUCCAAAAGAUAUGUUUGAGGAUGAAAUUAUACCGUUAUUUGAGGAAUGCGGUACAAUAUGGGACCUUAGACUUAUGAUGGAUCCGAUGACGGGUACAAAUCGUGGAUAUGCAUUUGUUACCUUCACGACGCGUGAAGCGGCUUCAAAUGCCGUACGACAGCUAAAUGAUUUUGAAAUUCGGAAAGGCAAAAAGAUUGGUGUUACGAUAUCAUUUAACAAUCACCGACUUUUUGUCGGCAAUAUUCCUAAGAAUAGAGAUCGUGACGAAUUAAUUGAGGAAUUUACCAAACACGCACCUGGCCUUAUUGAAGUGAUCAUCUACAGUUCACCCGAUGAUAAGAAGAAAAAUCGCGGAUUCUGCUUCCUCGAAUAUGAGUCACACAAAGCCGCCUCGCUGGCAAAACGAAGACUUGGCACUGGCCGAAUCAAGGUUUGGGGAUGUGAUAUCAUUGUCGAUUGGGCUGAUCCGCAGGAGGAACCAGACGAGCAAACAAUGUCAAAGGUGAAGGUCUUGUACGUGAGGAAUCUAACGCAAGACGUUAGCGAGGAAAAACUAAAGGAGCAAUUUGAGCAAUAUGGUAAAGUUGAGCGCGUUAAGAAAAUCAAAGACUACGCUUUCGUGCAUUUCGAGGAUCGUGAUAGCGCCGUAAUUGCAAUGCGCGGCCUUAACGGCAAAGAGAUUGGCUCUUCUAAUAUUGAGGUCUCACUUGCCAAACCACCAUCGGACAAGAAGAAGAAGGAGGAAAUCCUACGUGCACGCGAACGUCGCAUGAUGCAAAUGAUGCAAGGACGUCCCGGUCUCGUUGGCUAUGAACAAUUAUCUCCAUACAGAAACCUAUCGCCCACACAUCCCAAUAUGAUGUCCUUAGCAGCGCCAAUGCGCUUGCCCGGUGGCCCACGAAUACCGCUGCGCGCACCAAUACCACGUGAUUACGAAGAAAAAGUUGAAAGAAGCACGAAAAGAAUACCACAGCAAAAUUUUUCCCAAUUUAUAGAUUAUGAUUACGACUUUUAUGGUUAUUCGGAUUAUCGUGGCGGCUACAAUGAAUCCUAUUAUGACGAUUUUUAUCGCACCUAUGAUGGAGAGUACUUCUUUGAUUAUCCACCGAGCGGUGUGACACCAUUGCCAACUGGUGGACCCGCUGGUGGACUGCAGAGAACGGCCAGAAAUAAUGUGGGGGUUGGUCGUGGACGUGGAAUCACGGCCACGCGUGGCCGAGCCGUUGGGCUCCGUGGCAACAUCAGCCGUCAGGGGGCCCCUCAAGCGGCGGCGGCGGUGGUGGCGGCGGCGGCGGUGGCAGUUCAGCGGGGGGCCACCGCUCAGGGGGCUCAGGCAGCAACCGGGGGGGUCCGUGGGGUGGGACAAAUGCGUCCCAACGCUCGUGGCACCCAGCACGCCAAGCCGCUACAAAAUUUACCAGUAGUCGGUAAACGUAAAUUCGAUGGAGGUCACCAAAAUCCUGCAGAUAUAAAGCGACGUUACCCGAGCGGUUUAAUCGGAAAUGGCAGUUGGGGCAGUAUACCGUUACCACAACAACCACUGGGCACCAAUGGCGAGCAAUGGUACACAGAUACAUUUCCAAAUUGGGCUUAAAUAAUUAUAAUAAUAUUACAAAAACAAAAAACACAAACUACAACAACAAGCGCAUAUUACAAUAAUAAAAACACCUACAACAAUAAAUUGAAAACCACAACAUCCAGUAGCAGUCAUUACAGAAGCGAUUACAUUAGCAAUAAUAAACAACAACAACAAAAACUAUAUAAUAAACAAAAUAAAAACAACAAUAAUUACUACAACAACUCUUGACUACAUAUUACAAAUUUUUAAGCCGUAAAUACAAAAAUGUGUAAACAUAUGUAUGUGACAACAAUAAUAACAACAACAACGUAAUUGAAAAUUUUAAAUGCAUGUAAAUAAAAAAGUAGCUAAGCAGUUAAUCCAUAUAAAAUGCAACAACAACAACAACAACAAUGUUGCAUAGCAUACAUCCAUAAGGAAAAUGCAACAAAUUGUCAGCUCAUAACUCUUGUAAGAUCCCAUAGAUAUACUGCAACAACAACAAAUAUGCAUAUGUAUUUAUGUAUGUAUGCACAUAUGUGUAUGUUUACUAUAUUUGUAUGCAAAAGUGCAUUAAAAUAUUUACUGCAAAGCAAAUUAGGAAACGUAGGGUGACAUUGAACCGGAGCAAAUGUCUAAAGUUGCCGAAAAUCUUACAAAUUUCAACUUUUGAGGAAAGCAAUAUAACGGCAGUCAGUGCCGAGAGUCAAUAAAAAGGCAUAAAACAGAGCAAAUGAAAAAUUACAUAUAAAUAUGUAGGUAACUUUCCAUAUUUGUGCAUAUGUAUGUGUGUGCAAUCAUUUAGAAAAUACAAGAGUUGAUUUUGUAACCCGAAAACAACAACAGACAUACAAACACAAUUACAUAAAUAUAUUUGUAUACACGUUGAAUAGCAGACGGUGUUAUUUUAAAUUAAAAAGAAUAAUAAUUUAUAUAUACAUACAACAAUAAAUAAUUAUAUAUAAAUGAGAACAAUGAUUCUCCAUUGCGAAAAUUAGUAAAAAUAAAAUUUAAUUAACAAAAAUAAUAAAAAAAAUAGAAAAAGCAUUGAGCUGUACACAUUUAAAGAUACACGUCCGUAAAUUUCGCAAUUAAAAAGGAAAUUAUGUAAAAAAUGCAUGUAAAUGCAUAAAUUUUAAAAUAAAAUUAGUAGUCUGAUUCGGCGCUGAAGAAAACAAAAUAGAAAAUGAAAAACAUAUUUGCAAAAACAACCGGUAAACACUUUUUAACAGCUACUCUUACGUUUUUUCGCUGCUUUGCGCAUUUUAAUUGCAUACACACGCAACAAUAACAACAACAAAACUUUUAAACGCCAUAAAAAAAUAAAAGAAAGUGUAACGAUUUGAAAAAAACGCAUUUUAUCAUACAUCACAGCGGCUGGCAUGCAAAUUCUCAUUUCUUGUAUUAAAACAAUAAAGAGUGAAAUAGUAAAGAAUUCAAAUCUUAUAUUCUAGAGUGCCCUGUUGUGUCGGCAAAUACAGCUAACGUAUCAUUUUACUGUUAAAAAAAGCCAUUUCGACACGCACUUUUUAUACACUAUUAUAUACAAAAUGCAGACAAGUAUAAACAAAUAGAAAUAUAAAUUUAAACAGAUAAUAUUUUACAGCAAGAACCUCCCAAAAUAUGUAAAGGACACACAAAUUUGUAAAUAUGUUGCCGAAUAAUUAAAAAAAAAUUAUGAAAAAUUACAAAAAUAUAUAAGUACAUAUAUGUAAGACUAGUAAAACUUUAAAUAAAGCGUCUUAAAUUUGAACACAAACAUAUACGUCUUGAGUGUUGAAUGCAAAUUUGCAAAAAAAAAUUUAAAAAAAAAACUAAAAAUAUUUACUUUGAAAAUUCAAAAAGCAAAGCUUGGCGAAAAAAAUGACUGACAAUUGAAAAUUCUUAAAAAUUAUACAUGAUUAGCAAGUAUGUAUGUAUAUGCAAACUUAUACGAUUAUAAUGGACAAAAAUGAAUAUGAUAAUGCAUAUGUAGUAAAAGAAAUUACAAAAAAAAAAUCACAAAAACAAAAAAACGUUUGCAAUUAUAUGAUGCAAUUUAAGGAAAAUAGCCGACAGCGGGUUAUUUUGUGCCGAAGUGGACGGCAGCAUGUGGCAUUAUUGUGUAAUGUUGACAUGUUGUGUGUAAAAAAAAUAUAAAUAUAAAUUUUUAAACAUAACCGAAAAUACAAAAACACUAAUUGUUUAAAAACAUAUUUUCUGUAUUAAGUUUUGUAGUUGAUGACGACAUUUCGGCAAUUUGUUUGUAUAUUGUAUUAAAACUUUUUAAUUAAAUAAUUUUUUAUAAAUUACCAAAGUUAAAAUUUUCGACUUGUGCGUAAAAAAACAAAUAAUUUUUUUCGAAAGCAUUUUUAAACUAAAUUUCGCAAAUUUAAUUUUUAUAUAAACUUCAACGCUGCUGAAAAUUUUCAAAAAAAUUUAUUUUCUUAAAAAACAUGCAUUAUACAUAUGAAUCUUGUUGGCUGGCAAUACAAAAUAAAAUAUUAUCUUAAAGCAAAAGCGAAGAGUUAGGUUUUUUUAUUUCAAAAAUAUAGUAACGUUAGGAAGUGUAGAUAAUAUUUAAAAACAAAUUACAAUAAUUCAAAAGAAAAAGGCGUAAUUAAAAUAAAAACUGCGUUUAGUGUGUAACGUACAGUAACAAAAUGCAUAUAAACCAAUAAACUGGGUUAAGUGAACCAACAAAAUAUCAUAAAACACGGCAACGAACUAAUUAAACAUCACAUUAUGGUUUUAUAUUUAUGUAUUUUUAAUAAAAACAAAAUAAAAAAGGAAAAAAAACAAUUUCCCAUAAGAAAACACCUAUAAACAAUGAAGACAUGUAGAGCAAAAAUUAAGCUUAACGGUGAAAAGAUCAGUGUCACAUAUUUAUAUAGUAUAAAACAAGAUAAGAAACUUUUAAAAUAUUACAAAAGUAAGCGAAUACGUAUAAAACUAGUAAAACCUUCAAAGCAACAUAUAAUCUUAUAGAUACAUAUACAUAUAUACAUAUACCUAUGUAUAUGCAUAUACAUUUAUAUGUAUAAAAAUUUCCCUAAAUACAAUUGACUAAUCAAUAAUUAAUAAAAAUGCGUAAUGCAAAAUCGGAAUUAAAAUAAUUCACAUAUACAUAAAAGCAAAUAAACGAUUCAAGUAUCCACAUGCAAUAAAAAACACAACUAACCUAACAUAACCUAGAAUUAUUUAUGCCCCAAGUUACAUAACACACGUUUAAAGUUAUUCAUACAUAAAUGCUCUUAAAUAAAUAGCAAAAAGUGAAAUAGUGAAGAAAAUCAGAAAAUCAGAAAAUCAAUUGAUGAACACGCACGCCACAAACACAUUUCGGUAGCAGUCAACCAAUAGUACAGCGUAUCUAGUGUUCCAUUGUUUGAAAGAAAGAGCAGUGUGGCAGAAAGAGAGAGGAGCGAAACAAUUAAAAAAUUAUGCUGCUUCUUAAGUUAAUUUUCAUAUUAUUAUGCGUAAAGUAAGAAUGGAGCGCAGCGGCAUAAGAGAUUCAAAAUUUUCAAAACCGAUAAGGCUUCUUAAAAUUUUCAACCGAUUCAAAAAUGAAUAGCUUGUUAAAGUUAAUAAAAAAAACAGCAUGUAACAAUAGUUGGUAAAAUUCACAAAAAAAUUCUUAAGAACAACAGAUUUCAAAAAUGUAUAUCAUUUGUAAAAAAAAAAUAUUUUUUGGCAUUUUAACUUCUACUUGAUAAGCGUAUACAAUUUCUUUUCCAAACAAACAAAUAACUGUAAUUUCAAAUUGAACAAUUUUCAAGAAUCUGAUAAUAAAUUAUAGGAAAUUAAACUUAAAAAUAAAUUCCAAAAAAAAAAACAUUUUGCUUUUAAGCGCAUCCAUACUUUAUGUUUUUCAAAAGCUGUAAUAGAAAGAGUGAGCCUUGUAGCCUAUGCAACCCUGCUGCAUUUUCAUGCUGUAUAAGAAAAACAAUUCAUUGAUCAAAGAGUAGAGGGGAAAUUAUUAAAAAAAAUAUAUAAAUAUAUAUUUAAUUCAACAUAAACUUUUGCACACGUUUUUUUAAACCUUUUACCAUUUUACUAUUCAUUUUAUCUAUAAAAAUAUAUUACACACUUAAAAUAUAUUUCCACAAUAUUUUUUUUCAAUAAAACUUCAAUAAUAAGUAAUAAAAAAUACAAGUACGCACAUACUAACUAAAGUAAUGUAAACACACACCAUAUAAAUAUGCAAGUUCUUUAAAAAUUUCAAAAAUUCGUAAUUUUACGUAUACCUGCCCCAGAAAAGCCGCGUGAAAAUUAAAAACAAAAAUAUUAACCAUUACUAUACUAUUAUCACUUUAUACAAAUGAGAAAGAAAUAAGGAAAAUUUUGGCAUGUACUACAAUAAAAACAAAAAUAUUAUUGGUGACUUUAAAGCAUAUAUAUGUAUGUAAAACCACUUCUACAUUAAAAAAAAACGAAUUGCAAAUAUUUUGUAUUUUUACUAUAAACUAAUGUUUUAUUUUAUAUAGUCUAACAUCUUUUUGUUUUAUAAUUAGCACUUAAAUUUAAACUUGCAAAAAAUGAAAUUGUACUGAUUUAUGUUAUAUGUAUGUAUUUUAAGUUAUAUUGUUAAACAAAAAAUAAAAAUAUAUUAAAAUAUAUUUGAGUACACUUUAAAACUAUAUUUAAUCAAACAAUAAACCACUGUACAUUAUCAUAUCUGAGUGUAUAUUUAGCAAUAAAAUUUAUUAUUAAUUGAUAAUAUUCAAAAUUGUUUAAAUAUUUUAUAACUUCUUUUACAUUUUUUCGUCGUUUUAAAAAUUUUUAGCAGUGCAAAUUCAAAAAUGUUAUUUUGUCACUAAAAUUUAAUUAUUGUAUUUUCAACUAUUUUUUAACCAUUAAAAAAAUUAGUGUUAAAUGAAAUUAAUUUGAAAAUGUUAAUUUUUUGUUUUGAACUUGUCUAUUUUUUGUUUCGUAAAUUUAUAACUGUUUUAAUUGUAACCAUGUUAUGUUUAAUUUGUAUUUUUGGGAUCGGGAAAGCAAAUAGUUUGGCAAAUAAUUUAUACAGAUUUAAUUGUUCAGUGGUUUAAAUAGCGUUUUGGCUUCUUUCUUAAUUUUUCGUUUUGACAAACUACAAAAAUUGUGUGUUUUAAAAUUUCAAACAUUUGUAUUUUUUUAUUUCACGUGAUUUUCGUUUUGUUGUAGCAAAAUAUAUUUACUUUGUAUCUUAUUUUAUAAAAUUACUAAACAUAUGGAUAACACUUAUUUGAUUAUUGUAACAUUUUUUUUAUGUAGUGCUAAAAAGAAAAUUUGUUUUAGUGCAUAAAUCUAAAUUUUAAUAACACAUAUAUAUAUAUUUUGCUUAUACACAUGCCGUGUGUAUAUUAAAUUUAAGCAAUGUGUUAAAAUUACACAUUAUAUAAUUAACUAAUUGUAUUUUAAAUGGAGUAAAAAAAAAACAAAAACAAAAAAAUGUAUGAAUAUAAAAAUAUAUUGUGCGAACAUAAAAGGAAUGUUUUGAUAAAAAAACAAUAACAAAAACAUAAAUAAUAUGAUAUAAGAAAAAUGUGAUCGCAAAAGUAGUAACGGAAUCGUUGAGUUAGAAGAAAUGGCAUAUACAUACAGACAUAUUUUAAGUAACUACAUAUUUAAUAAAAAAAGUGGCGCAACGUAAUGCUAAAUGAGAUGCAACGGCAUUCACGUAAUUUCUGAACAAGAAAAAAAACAGACUGCGAACUUUAAGGAAGAUUUUUUGUUGUGUAAAUCAUUAAGUUUUAAUUGGCAAAUAAAGUAAUAAAAUAAAUAAAGAAUGAAAAAUAAAUACAAACACAAAUGUCUUAUUGGCAAAAUUAGUUUUUUUCUAAAUUAGUUAGGCUACAUAUACUUUUAUCAUUUCUAUAAUUUCAUUGCGCUUUUUGGGUAGUGGUUUGGGUAUAAAAUAUGUAUAUGGUAGUAAACGUAACCUUUCAUAUAUUCACUCAAACCAUUCGUUCGUCAAGAAUUUAAAUAUACAAAGGUAUUUAUCUACUUUUAUGAAGCGUUUUACUUAUCUACUCAAUACACAUUGGUACAUUUGUACUUUCUUGCCGUGACGUUAAGGUUAAACUUUUUAAUUUUUUUUAAAUAAUGUAUCAUGUUUUUAUGUUAUUAUAUUUUCAAUGUGUUUUUCAACUUCAUUAAACUUCACUUUAUUGGAUUUUUAUAAUACAUGUAGGAGAAGCCACUUUAUCAACAACAUAGCUUUAUUAAUAAUAAAUUAUUAAAUUUUUGAAAACGAGCGCUUUUCAAUUCAACAUUUUCAUAACUCAUUCCGGAUGCGUUUAUAAAUACUAUUCCAAUUCCGAUUGUUCUAACUCUCCGCAUUAAUUUUGUUGCAAUUUGUAAAAGCUUAUUCAGCAUCAUGCACUUAAUCUCUCUCUCCUCUAGAGCUCUUCUUUUCUAACAUGAACAUUUAGAUUAAAAACUUGUAUUUAAAUUUGGACUUGAACGCACUGAAUGAACGAAAUAGAAUACAGCGCAAUUACUUUAAUUAAAUGCAAAUUAAUAACAAAUCUGCAAAAUGUACGUGGUCCUAACGGAAGGGGUGGAGAAACCAUUUGAUGAAUGCAUGCGAUUUCCGUUAAUGUCACGACCGAACACAGAAUGGCGUCAACUACGAAUGCACGAGUCGCCGCGACCAAAAUAGUGUUGGCCAACAUGCAAUUUAUGAAAAUCAUACAUCAACACUAAACCGCAAAACGUAACGUCGCUUAUACAUUCACUCGCCGUAACCGAACUUACAAAAUAUAAGAACUUUAUAAAAAUAAUAAAAUAAAUAUUAAAUAAACAGAAUAAUGUAUCAUCCGUUUUUUACAUUGAAAACGUAUGCCUUUUUCUAAAAUUGCUACAAUUUUUAGCUGUUAAUUAUUACGAUUUAAGGACUAUAAUGGAAUUACUAAAAGAGCUAUAAAAGAAAGAACUAUAUACAAUAAAUAAAAUAACUUAAAUUAAAAAACUGUAGUGUUAUUUCUUCUAAAUAUAUUUUUCUCUUAAAAUAUAAGAAAAUUACUUUUAUACUUUUGGCCAAUACAAUAAUGGCAUACUGUCAUAUUCUUAACAAACAUAUUUAGAAAUAUAUUUCAUAUAUUUUUUUGCUCUUGGUAAACAAGCUGAAUUUCAAAAAUACAACUAAAUGACUUUUAAAUUUUUGGCCAAUACAAUAGUGACAUACCGUUAAAAUAUUCUUAGCAAAGACAUUUAGAGAACAUUUUAUGGGAAAAUUUUUUUGAAUUUCAUUUAUUUUCAAAAAGAAAAUGUUAUAACGAUAAGAUAUACUUGAAAAAAAUUUUAAGCAAAGCAAGAAAAAGCCACAUUACGUGAUAUAAUUUUAGCUUGUUCCAAUAAACAGUUAAAAUAAACAAUUUACCUUUCUAUUUUCCAAUAAUUACAUUACUUUCAAAUAAUUUAAAAAAAUCGCAAUUAAUUCGAAAAUAAAAUUUAGUUGAAAUUAAUCAUGCUUAAUAUAUUUUUAUUAAGUUAAGACUAAACUAAAAUAUAAAAUGCAAAUUUGAAAGAAAAAUUACUGAAAAUAAUGCAAGGCACAAUUUAUGACUCCAAUACAAGGUAAUCGAACCAAUGCAACAAGCAAAACAAAACAAAUUAUUUCAAAAUUAAUAGUACAGAACUGAUGACAAAAAACAAUACCUUUAAUCUAACCAACUACCAAUAUAAACAAAUAUAUUUCAACGUAGAAAGAUUUAUGCAUGAAAUUAUGAAAAAAUAAUAGGAAAAGCAUAUUUGAUAACAAUAUUGAAAUAAUGGCGAUUUCAAUUAUAAUCAAUUUUGUUUUUAUUUAGUUAUCUGUGUUUCGCUAGCUUUUAUCGAACAUUUACUAUUUUCCAACAAUUUGUAAACAUAGUUCAAAGUGAGCAAUAAUCAGCUGACA